Molecule: messenger RNA, 1651 nt
Organism: Nematolebias whitei (Rio pearlfish)
Lineage: Eukaryota; Metazoa; Chordata; Actinopteri; Cyprinodontiformes; Rivulidae
Gene: mfsd1
Product: major facilitator superfamily domain containing 1
Exons: 17
Coding region: 77-1651 (524 amino acids)
Biological process (GO): transmembrane transport
Cellular component (GO): lysosome
Molecular function (GO): transmembrane transporter activity
Source: RefSeq, a predicted model, not a curated record
CUCCCCUAACGAGUCAUAUGAUCAGUCGUUUCCGUCUUCUCGAUGCGCCGCUAACUUCUCCCCCAAACAGGCGAACAUGGCGGACUUGGAGGAGCGGCAGAACCUGUUGGGGGAUGAGGACGAGGGCUCGUGCACCGACCUGCCGGAGGCCAGAGGACCCGGCAGACCGAUGGCCGCCAUCUGCGACCCGAGCCGCCUCCUGCACCGAGUGGUGGUCCUGUUCUUCAUGUGCUUCCUGGGAUUCGGGAGCUACUUCUGUUAUGAUAAUCCAGCUGCACUUCAAACUGAAGUCAUCCAGGACCUGAACCUGAACACUGAAACCUUCAUGCAGCUGUACGCCUGGUACUCCUGGCCAAACGUGGUUCUCUGCUUCUUGGGGGGAUUUCUGCUUGACAGGGUUUUUGGGAUCAGACUGGGAACCAUCAUCUUUUCCCUCUUUGUCUGUGUCGGACAGGUUAUAUUUGCAGCUGGAGCUUUGUGGAAUCUUUUCUGGCUCAUGGAACUUGGACGUUUUGUAUUUGGCAUCGGAGGAGAGUCCUUGGCCGUGGCCCAAAACACAUACGCAGUCAACUGGUUUAAAGGCAAAGAGCUCAAUCUGGUGUUUGGUCUUCAGCUCAGCAUGGCUCGCCUGGGCAGCACAGUGAACAUGAACAUCAUGGGCUGGGUGUAUAACAGAGUUGCGCUUGCCGUCGGCUCAUCCGGACACACGGCAUUAGGCGUGUCGCUCAUGAUCGCUGCUGCAACCUGUGUGUUUUCUCUAACCUGUGCCUUGGUGUUGGCAUUUCUUGACAAGAGAGCUGAGAGGAUCCUGAAUAAGGAACAAGAGAAGACAGGUGAGGUGAUCAAGCUGACUGAUGUGAAAGAUUUCCCCGUCACCUUGUGGCUCAUCUUCAUCAUCUGUGUCGGUUACUAUGUAGCCAUUUUCCCUUUUAUUGGACUGGGACAGGUUUUCUUCAUCGAAAAAUUCAAUUUCUCUCCAUCCCAAGCCAGAGCUGUCAACAGCAUUGUUUACAUCAUCUCAGCACCUGCAUCUCCAGUUCUGGGCUUUAUUGUAGAUAAGACGGGGAGGAAUGUGGUUUGGGUAAUAACUGCAGUGAUUGCAACGCUCGCCGCUCACAUCAUGCUAGCUUUCACCUUCUGGAACCCGUGGAUUGCCAUGUCCCUGCUUGGAGCUUCCUACUCCUUACUGGCCUGUGCGCUGUGGCCCAUGGUGGCCUUUGUGGUGCCUGAACAUCAGCUGGGCACAGCGUAUGGCUUCAUGCAGUCCAUCCAGAACCUUGGCCUUGCUGUCAUUUCCAUUACAGCGGGGGCCAUCUUAGACUCCAGAGGAUACCUGGUUUUGGAAGUGUUUUUUUGCGCCUGUAUUUGCAUCGCCCUGAUGGCAGUAGUGAUGCUGUACUUUGUGGAUUAUAUCAAAGGUGGAGAUUUAAAUCGGUCAGCCGCAGCCAGAGCCAAACUUCAGAAAGAAGCCACUCCAGAUGCAGAGAGUAAGAAGAAGCCCAGUAAGGCGGUGCAGAGCGAGCGUGCCGGGCUGACGCCCAUGUCUGCUUUCAGUUUGCGGAACAGGUACCUCUCCAGGCUGGGAGCACAGCUCCCAGACCACUACUCUACCCAUCUGUCAUCACUCGCCCACAGGAGCGUUCUGAAAUAA